This is a messenger RNA of Brassicogethes aeneus, 658 nucleotides long. Lineage: Eukaryota; Metazoa; Arthropoda; Insecta; Coleoptera; Nitidulidae. The record is from the annotation of a GenBank genome assembly.
CAAAUAUAUCAAAUGUCAGACUAGCUGUCAAAACAUAACCUACAACUUGUAGGCUAGAAGAUGUCAGACGACGCUUUAUUUGAUUUUUUGCACUCAGAAAUUGUAAAUUACGUUUUGGAAAGAAACCAGUCGCAAAAUAAAGACGCCAAGGAUGAAGACCUGUCAAAUAUUGAAUACAUUGGUUUUUCUACUGGAUAUAGGAUGAUAGAAAGACUAACAAAAGAAAUGCCUAGAUUCAAAGACGAGCUUGAAACAAUGAAAUUCAUAUGCACUGACUUUUGGUCAGCAAUAUACAAAAAACAAAUAGACAACCUGCGAACGAAUCAUCAAGGGGUGUACGUUCUUCAAGAUAACGCCUUUAAAUUUCUCACAAGACUUUCUAGUGGUAAGCAAUACUUGGAAGUUGCACCUCGUUACGUUUCUUUUACCUGUGGAAUUAUUAGAGGGAGUUUGGCAAAUUUAAAUAUUAAUUGUUUGGUUACUGCUGAAGUACAAAAUAUGCCAUCUUGUAAGUUUCAUAUUCAAGUGCAAAGGACUUAAUUUACCUAUAGAUCAUUCCAAUAUUUUCUUUAUUGUAAGAUUACUGUUUUAUAAGCUAUUAUUUAUUUUAAAUAUGUUUAUUAUUGGUUUUAAUUACUCAAUAUAAGUGUUUAAAAAG